UGAUGGCUAUCAAUGUGAAUCAAGUUUAAAAGAAGUUAUAGAACUUAUUAAAACUGUUUCUGACAAACCAUUCUCCUUACCAGCUGUUUCUGAUGAUAACUCAGGUUAUAAAGAACUAAUAGAAUUAGAAGGAAGGUGGAUCAAAAAAAGAAAGCCUGAGGAGGAACUUGACUUUGAAUUCAAACAAAUAACUAUCACUAAAAUUGAAAUUACCAAAUAUCAUAAAGAGUUGGUUCUUAAAAAGCUUCAAAUGAAUGCGAUUAUUAACAAUGUUUACAAGAUUGAACAGUCUCAAAAGAUCGAUGGUUCAUUACCCUUAUAUGAUAUAAUCAUUAAUGAUCAACUUCAACUUAAAAAAAAUGAACUAGGCAAAACGUUCGAAGAAUCUAUUGAAAGUUUUACUAGAAAAAAAAUCAGAUUAGAUUUGUCAAUUUGGGAGACCGCAUUUGGUAUGGUUUACUUGGAAACCGUUUUUAAUGAUUACUAUAAUAAAUGGAAACAUGUUUAUGAAAAAGCGAAAGAGUGGAUUGAUGAUAAACUCGAUCUUUUCAAAAUCCAAACUCUUAAACUUCAAAAUGAUAUCGAUUGCUUACUCAAAUCUAUAUCGGAAAAUGAUAGUAUUGUUAGUGUCGAUUCUGGAAAAUUUAAAAUUAUGUUUGAUGAUAAAACCAUUAAAACUCUUAAUUAUUAUAUUGAUGCUUGGGGUGCAAGGCACUUUGAUAAAGAGGUUUUGGUCUCUUUUUUUGCUAUCGCAUUUGUGAAUACUUUUUCAAAAGAUGAUAAUAUUUCUAAAUCUAAACGGGAAUCAGCAAGGAAUCAGAUUCAUGAUAAGGUGCAAAAUACUGAAUUAGCAAAAAGCAUAACCAGAGCUUGUAAACAAUAUUUAAGGAAACAGGUUUACGACUUUUUUACAGAAAAUAAUUUAACGAUAAUAGACUAA
Molecule: messenger RNA, 940 nt
Organism: Racocetra fulgida
Lineage: Eukaryota; Fungi; Glomeromycota; Glomeromycetes; Diversisporales; Gigasporaceae
Source: the annotation of a GenBank genome assembly